Messenger RNA from Ostrea edulis (European flat oyster), 2249 nucleotides. RefSeq lists its product as uncharacterized. NCBI's taxonomy places the organism in Eukaryota, Metazoa, Mollusca, Bivalvia, Ostreida, Ostreidae. The record is from RefSeq and is a predicted model, not a curated record. The coding region runs from base 1 to 789 and encodes 262 amino acids. The transcript is spliced from 5 exons.
AUGCGUGUUUGUGACUGUGUGUAUGUGAAUGUGUGCGUGUACGUGACUGUGUGCGUGACACUAGUGACACACACAGGAAGUUCUUUGUCGUAUCAGGAUGAAUUGGGGUACGUGACGUUAGCCAACACAAACUUCACAAACUUCACAAAUCCUACAAUUUCAAAUACACAGGACUCUGCCAAUGUGAUUGCCGAGGUAAUAUACUCGUUGCCUUUCAUCGUAAUCGUGGUUGGAGUAAUUCUGUUCUACUGGUGUGUAAGGGUACGGAGGAGGAGGAAUGAUUUGCCCUGUGAGGAAACAGGAAAUAGAUUUGAGAGAGAUAUCGACACCCAACAAAAUGAAACUGAAAUGAUGUUAGAUUAUUCUCGCAAAAACGAAAGAGAAGACAAUUCUAAGAAACUUGAUGGACAGCUCAGGGAUUACUCUAACAGACUAAAAGGACUGUAUACGGAUAUAAGAAUAUUCCUUUUUCUUUCACACAUAAGCGCACGUGUAAGUGAAACGAAAAUUGAAGAGGCAUCAGUGUUAUUGGGAGAGAAGAUCGUCAUAGAAAAUGAUUUCAAAAUGUGGGAGACGAACAAAUCGAGGUCGAUGUAUUUUUUCCGAAAUUGGGUAGAUAUAGAUAAAGAACAUUGUGUUGAUGAAGUAAAGGGAACACUUAUCGAAGUUUUACAGGCGGUCAUAAAAAGUGGUACAAAAUUUGUCAUCAUUUUACCCUUAUCAAUUUGGGAUAAAGAUCCAAUAAUACAUCAACUGAGAGACCUUCCUUACUGUAAGACAUGGUUCUGAAGAUUAAAGCGAUUCCGGGUGAUUUUAUGUGACUGAUUCUGUUUCGUCCGACUGUACUCAUCUUCGUCUAGUUGUAUUCUACAUAUAACCAGCGAUGAUCUACAGUGUCCAUGUUCUUGUUUUCUAUUCCCUCCCGCUGCAUCUCACACUUUCAGCGGUAAUUUACACUGUUCAACGUCCUACAUUCUACUCCGUCCAGUUGUACUCCACAUAAGCAGCAGUAAUCUAGUGUUCAUUUUCUGUUUUCUGUUCCCUCCAGGUGUACUUCAAAUCUUUAGCCUCCUACAUUCUACUCCGUCCAUUUGCAAUGUACCAUAACUUAACCCCGAUAGGAUAUGAACCAAUUAGAAUUAGCAUUGUAUUUAUGUAUGACGAUAAUUGUAACUUCUUUAAAUGACAAAAUAUUCACGAUCUCUCUGUUGUUAUCGAGUUUACCAUACUUUAUUGAUUUUUUAAUGUCAACUACAUGUAAGAUACCUUUUAUGAUCUUUUAAAACCACAUUUAACAUAUUUUUUUUUUUACAUAUUGCUGAUCAUGUACAAAAAACUUCAAUUUUCGAAAGAAGACUUUGAAAUCAUUUUUUGAAUUUGCGUAUCUAGAGACGAUUUUUCAGAGUUUUUCACACGAGUGAAUCCUGCUCACAGGACAAUGAAUUCAUGUUAAAAUAUUUGAUAGUGAUUAGAUAGGCGCAAACGUGAACACAUAUUUUCUUCAUUUUUAAUAGGUACACAUUUUAUUGAAUAUAUGCGUUUUUUGUGUUUUUUUUAAUUCUCGGUGUAAUCGUAUUUACCGGUAUAAAAUCAUUUUUACUCUUAAUGUUGUUAUAUGUAUAUUUGUAUUUAUCUGUUUUUUAAAAGUAAAUGGUGAAGGUAACAAACGGUGAUCAAUCUCAUAACACUUAUAAGAGAUACAACAUAAAGAGUUUGGCAAACACGGGCCACUGUACAUACCAGAGGUAGGAUCAGGUGCCUAGGAGUAAUACGCUUACAUCCCCGUUGACCGGUCGGCGGUCACACCCUCCAUAAGCCCUAUAUCUUGGUCAGGUAAAUGGAGUAAUCUGUAGUCAAAAUGAGUGUGUCAAGAACGGCCCAACAAUCGGUAUCAAACACGUCAGACAGCAUUUAACCCACUGAUAGCUUAUAUAGACAAACUAGAUCAUUUAACGACCAUAGAAUUUGCAAAAUGCUGACUUUAUACGAUACUGUUGAAACCCCUGUAACAUCAACUUGUUUGUCAGUAACCUGCCUCGAUUUAAAAACAUAUCAUACACAGAACAAGCCCUUUGCGUACCGAAACAGUUAAGAGAUAUAAACACCAUAUGCAGGUAAUAAUGAAAUAUUGCUACAUAAAUAUGGAAAGAUGACAAUGGAGAAGCUGAAUCAUUGAGUUUGUCAUAAAUUUGAAUUGUUAGUUUGCCGUUAAUAUUCAUUUUCAAAUAAAUAUUUCAGUAUGAAACAGA